AUGGGAACCUGCAUGUCUCUCAUGGGCAACCGCCGCCGUCGGGGCGGUGGAAUGAUGAGCGGCGGGAUGGGCGGGCCUCCGGUUCGACCGGUUGGAGGAUUCGGGGGCGGUGGGAUGCCGAUGGGCGGCGGCGGUGGGUUCGGUGGUGGUCGUCAUCAUCAUCACUAUGGUGGUGGUGGGUUCGGGGGUCCUGGGGGUCCUGGCGGGUGGGGUGGUGGUGGCGGCGGACCAGGGGGGUUCGGUGGUGGUCGUCGUGGCCGUCGUGGCGGUGGGGGUGGGUUUGGUGGGCGCGGGGGGAGGUGGAGAGGCUUAGGUGAUGCGAUAUACGAUUAA
Molecule: messenger RNA, 333 nt
Organism: Aspergillus fijiensis CBS 313.89
Lineage: Eukaryota; Fungi; Ascomycota; Eurotiomycetes; Eurotiales; Aspergillaceae
Exons: 2
Coding region: 1-333 (110 amino acids)
Source: RefSeq, a predicted model, not a curated record